UGCGGCGGCCGGCGCUUCCCGGCGGUGGGUUAUAUAGCGCGGAGCGCGGUGCUACCUCAGAGCCGGCUGGGAACGCUCCGACUCGCGGGCGUAGCUACGGCGCGGAGCCCGGUGCCCGAGUGACAGCGGCGCGAGUGCGGGGCAGGGGACCCGAGCCGCGCCGGCAGCUCGAGCGGUUGGCAGCCCUCGCGUGCGCCCCGCGAGUCGGCCCUUCCCGGCUCUGCCCGCGCCCUCCCGCAACUUGAGUCAAGUUGACAACUCCCGCGUCCCGAGGCACCCGCUCGGCGCACCCCUGUCCUAGGAGGACGGGGAGCCGCCGCCGCAGCGCCGGGGACGUUCGGGCGGCGGCGCCUUGGCCAUGAGGGCAGCGCGCGUCGCCUAACUCGCGGCUGUCACCCGCCGCUGCAGCGGGACCGGACCGCCGGGCUCCGUGGGACGAACAGGCGGCCGCCAGCAGGAGGCGCCGAGCCGGGAGGCAGCAGCGGCAGGCACAGCCCGUGGCCACUGCGCCGAGCCCGGGGCGGAACUGGCCCCGCGCAAUCCAGCCCCGCAGCACCUCGGGGGCGGACUCCGGGCGCAGCCUUCGCGUCCGGAUCGCGGUGACAAGCACCCCCGGGGCCAGGAGCUGGGCUGUCUGGCGCAGGGAGAGUGAGGACACGGGGCUGGGCUCCUGCGGGACCCGGGGCGUCGCGAUGAACAUCGUGGUGGAGUUCUUCGUGGUCACUUUCAAAGUGCUGUGGGCGUUCGUGCUGGCCGCGGCGCGCUGGCUGGUGCGGCCCAAGGAGAAGAGCGUGGCCGGCCAGGUGUGCCUCAUCACGGGCGCGGGCAGCGGCCUGGGCCGUCUCUUUGCUCUCGAGUUCGCCCGGCGCCGGGCGCUGCUGGUUCUCUGGGACAUCAACACGCAGAGCAACGAGGAGACCGCAGGCAUGGUUCGCCACAUCUACCGGGACCUGGAGGCGGCGGACGCUGCUGCUCUGCAAGCUGGGAAAGGUGAGGAGGAAAUCCUGCCCCCGUGUAACUUACAGGUUUUUACCUACACUUGUGACGUGGGGAAGAGAGAGAAUGUCUACCUGACAGCUGAAAGGGUCCGCAAGGAGGUUGGCGAGGUCUCGGUCCUGGUCAAUAAUGCUGGUGUGGUUUCUGGACAUCACCUUCUGGAAUGUCCUGAUGAGCUCAUUGAAAGAACCAUGAUGGUCAACUGCCACGCACACUUCUGGACCACUAAGGCCUUUCUUCCAACGAUGCUAGAGAUUAAUCAUGGCCACAUUGUGACGGUUGCGAGCUCCCUGGGACUGUUCAGCACUGCUGGAGUUGAGGAUUACUGUGCCAGUAAAUUUGGAGUUGUGGGUUUUCACGAGUCUCUGAGCCAUGAGCUAAAGGCUGCUGAAAAGGACGGAAUUAAAACAACUCUGGUUUGCCCUUACCUUGUAGACACGGGCAUGUUCAGAGGCUGCCGAAUCAGAAAAGAAAUUGAGCCCUUUUUGCCCCCUUUGAAGCCUGAUUACUGUGUGAAGCAGGCAAUGAAGGCUAUCCUCACUGACCAGCCCAUGAUCUGCACCCCCCGCCUCAUGUACAUCGUGACAUUCAUGAAGAGCAUCCUUCCUUUUGAAGCUGUCGUGUGCAUGUAUCGAUUUCUAGGAGCGGACAAGUGUAUGUAUCCCUUUAUUGCUCAAAGAAAACAAGCCACAAACAAUAAUGAAGCAAAAAAUGGAAUCUAAGAGUGUUUUUGUAAGGAGUGCCGUUUCUAUCAGGAUAGGUGGUCCGUGCGCAUCAAGCAGUACUAACAGUCUGGAUUCUAACCCCAUGCCGACUCUUUUUUUUUUUUUUUUUUUUUUCUAAUCAACUUUUUAAAAAAUAAAGUGUAAAUUAACUGACUAGUGUGCUUGAAAACUGUGAGCUUGGGUUUUUGCCAAUGGGGUCUUUUUUAGACAGGGCCCUAAAAAUGAGUCCAAUAUUUAGACAAACAUUAUGUGACAUCAUUAUUUUUUUAAUGAACAUAAAGUCUAGCAAUGAUGACUACAAUGUGUUUCACGUGGGUCCCCACAGAACUGAUUCAUUCAUUAUCGUGGAAGCCCAGCCAGCUGACACCUUACGCAUUCAAGGAGCAUUCAAGGACCGACAGUGUCGUGCUCUGUUGUAUUCUCAGUUCUUCUCCUGCAAGCUUGGGUGGCUUGCUCAUGGUGUCUGGAUUUUUUGAUGUCAGUUUGAGAUCAGCGCAGUCUGAGCAUCACAGUGAAGGCCACCAGUCUCUUAAACUUACAGUGACUAAAUAUUGGGUGAUUUUUAAAUUCAGUCUCUGAAAUACUAAAUUGAAUGUUUAGAGACCUGGUUAAUCCACGUUUGUACAUUUUCUACCUGUGAAUCUUGCUGCAUAUAGAAAGUGCCCUUUCCUCACGGAGCUGCAAACUUGUGUUAGGGGAGGAAGUUGGGGACCUUGUCUACAGGACACAGCAGCUCCACAAAGAUAAUGGGAAUUUCUGCAUUAAAAAGUCCCCAUACUUGUGCCAACUUUGAUUAGCAUGGGGAGCAAAUCUUAAAUGGAGUGUUGUGGAAGGGUGGAAAGAUUUCUUUGAAAGGUUUAUUCACAUUGUAGAACAGCAAAUGACAUUUUUACAGUAUUUUUUUGUAAAGCAAACUAUUUUGUGCCUUGAAUUUGGUAUAUGUGUAUUAGUGAAACAUGGUAAAAGUGAAUUUCUACCUCUGUAUCUAUGUGUUCCAUCGUCUUGUAAAUUACUAUGAACUAUUAUGUGAUUGCUUCUGUUCGUUUGUUCUAGGGUGUCUUUUUUAAAUAGUGACCAAUGUUUAAGGCUGUUAAAAUAAGCCAACUUUUACAAAUCGGGACGUUUUCUAAAGAUCUGAUUAAAUCCGUACAUAACUGAG
This is a messenger RNA of Mus pahari (shrew mouse), 2880 nucleotides long. It is a transcript of the gene Rdh10, whose product is annotated as retinol dehydrogenase 10. Gene Ontology annotation, cellular component: lipid droplet. The transcript has 6 exons. Lineage: Eukaryota; Metazoa; Chordata; Mammalia; Rodentia; Muridae. Gene Ontology annotation, molecular function: oxidoreductase activity, acting on the CH-OH group of donors, NAD or NADP as acceptor. The record is from RefSeq and is a predicted model, not a curated record. The coding region runs from base 693 to 1718 and encodes 341 amino acids.